AGAUGGCGGAAGCGGAAUCCUUUGUGUUACCUGACAGAUUCAAGGACCACAGUACAGCUAUGGAUAGUGAACCAAACCCUGGCACAUCUUCUGUGUCGACAACAACCAGCAGCACGACCACCACCACUAUCACCACUUCCUCCUCUCGAAUGCAGCAACCACAGAUCUCUGUCUACAGUGGCUCAGACCGACAUGCCGUACAGGUGAUUCAGCAGGCCUUGCACCGGCCGCCCAGCUCCGCGGCGCAGUACCUGCAGCAGAUGUACGCCGCUCAGCAGCAGCACUUGAUGCUGCACACGGCCGCGCUGCAGCAGCAGCACUUGAGCAGCUCCCAGCUGCAGAGCCUUGCUGCUGUUCAGGCAAGUUUGUCCAGUGGAAGACCAUCUACAUCCCCAACAGGAAGUGUCACACAACAGUCAAGUAUGUCCCAGACAUCUAUCAACCUCUCCACUUCUCCUACACCUGCACAGUUAAUAAGCCGUUCCCAGGCUUCCAGUUCUACCAGCGGCAGUAUUACCCAACAGACUAUGUUACUAGGGAGUACCUCCCCUACCCUAACGGCAAGCCAAGCUCAAAUGUAUCUCCGAGCUCAAAUGCUGAUUUUCACACCCGCUACCACUGUGGCUGCUGUACAGUCUGACAUUCCUGUUGUCUCGUCGUCAUCGUCAUCUUCCUGUCAGUCUGCAGCUACUCAGGUUCAGAAUUUAACAUUACGCAGCCAGAAGUUGGGUGUAUUAUCUAGCUCACAGAAUGGUCCGCCAAAAAGCACUAGUCAAACUCAGUCAUUGACAAUUUGUCAUAACAAAACAACAGUCACCAGUUCUAAAAUCAGCCAACGAGAUCCUUCUCCAGAAAGUAAUAAGAAAGGAGAAAGUCCAAGUCUGGAAUCACGAAGCACAGCUGUUACCCGGACAUCAAGUAUUCACCAGUUAAUAGCACCAGCUUCAUAUCCUCCAAUUCAGCCUCAUCCUCUAAUAAAACAUCAGCAGAUUCCUCUUCAUUCACCACCUCCCAAGGUUUCCCAUCAUCAGCUGAUAUUACAGCAGCAGCAACAGCAAAUUCAGCCAAUCACACUUCAAAAUCCAACUCAAGACCCACCCCCAUCCCAGCACUGUAUGCCACUCCAAAACCAUGGCCUUCCUCCAGCUCCUAGUAAUGCCCAGUCUCAGCAUUGUUCGCCAAUUCAGAGCCAUCCCCCUCCUUUGACAAUGUCUCCUAGCCAGUCACAGUCAGCACAGCAGUCUGUAGUGGUGUCUCCCCCACCGCCUCAUUCUCCAAGUCAGUCUCCUACUAUAAUUAUCCAUCCACAGGCCCUUAUUCAGCCACACUCUCUUGUGUCCUCGGCUCUCCAGCCAGGGCCAAACCUGCAGCAAUCCACUGCUAAUCAGGUGCAGCCUACAGCACAGCUGAAUCUUCCAUCCCAUCUUCCACUUCCAGCUUCCCCUGUUGUGCACAUUGGCCCAGUUCAGCAGUCCGCUUUGGUGUCCCCAGGUCAGCAGAUUGUGUCUCCAACAUCACACCAGCAGUAUUCAACCCUGCAGUCCUCUCCAAUCCCAAUUGCAACCCCUCCGCAGAUGUCGGCAUCUCCUCCAGCUCAGAUUCCACCACUGCCCUUGCAGUCUAUGCAGUCUUUACAAGUGCAGCCUGAAAUUCUAUCCCAGGGCCAGGUUUUGGUGCAGAAUGCUUUGGUGUCGGAAGAGGAGCUUCCAGCUGCAGAAGCUUUGGUCCAGUUGCCAUUUCAGACUCUUCCUCCUCCACAGACUGUUGCGGUAAACCUACAAGUACAACCACCAGCACCUGUUGAUCCACCAGUGGUUUAUCAAGUAGAAGAUGUGUGUGAAGAAGAAAUGCCUGAAGAGUCAGAUGAAUGUGUCCGGAUGGACAGAACCCCACCACCACCCACACUGUCUCCAGCAGCUAUAACUGUGGGGAGAGAAGAUUUGACUUCUGAACAUCCUUUGUUAGAGCAAGUGGAAUUACCUGCUGUGGCAUCAGUCAGUGCUUCAGUAAUUAAAUCUCCAUCAGAUCCUUCACAUGUUUCUGUUCCUCCACCUCCACUCUUACUUCCAGCUGCUACCACGAGGAGUAAUAGUACAUCGGUGCCCAGCAGCAUUCCCAGUAUAGAAAACAAACCUCCACAGGCUAUUGUUAAACCACAGAUCUUAACCCAUGUUAUUGAAGGCUUUGUGAUUCAGGAGGGAUUGGAGCCAUUUCCUGUAAGUCGUUCAUCCUUGCUAAUAGAACAGCCUGUGAAAAAAAGGCCUCUUUUGGAUAAUCCGGUGAUAAAUUCUGUAUGUGUUCAGCCAGAGCUACAGAAUAAUACAAAGCAUGCAGAUAAUUCAUCUGACACAGAGAUGGAGGACAUGAUUGCUGAAGAGACAUUAGAAGAAAUGGACAGUGAGUUGCUCAAGUGUGAAUUCUGUGGGAAGAUGGGAUAUGCUAAUGAAUUUCUCCGGUCAAAACGAUUCUGCACUAUGUCCUGUGCCAAAAGGUACAAUGUUAGCUGUUCUAAAAAAUUUGCACUUAGUCGUUGGAAUCGUAAGCCUGAUAAUCAAAGUCUUGGGCAUCGUGGCCGUCGUCCAAGUGGCCCUGAUGGGGCAGCAAGAGAACAUAUCCUUAGGCAGCUUCCAAUUACUUAUCCAUCUGCAGAAGAAGACUUGGCUUCUCAUGAAGAUUCUGUUCCAUCUGCUAUGACAACACGCCUGCGCAGGCAGAGUGAGCGGGAAAGAGAACGUGAGCUUCGGGAUGUGAGAAUUAGGAAAAUGCCUGAGAACAGUGACUUGCUACCAGUUGCACAAACAGAGCCAUCUAUCUGGACAGUUGAUGAUGUCUGGGCCUUCAUCCACUCUUUGCCUGGCUGCCAGGAUAUUGCAGAUGAGUUCAGAGCACAGGAGAUUGAUGGACAGGCCCUUCUUUUGCUAAAAGAAGACCAUCUUAUGAGUGCAAUGAAUAUCAAAUUAGGCCCAGCUCUAAAGAUCUGUGCACGCAUCAAUUCUCUGAAGGAAUCUUAACAGGAUCAUGAGGCUGUGAGAAAACAGCGGUUUUUACUCUUCUUAAACAGACUUGUAAGGUAAAGGCGCAAGUUGGCCUAGAAUAUUAUAUAUUGUGGUGAAUAGCCAAGCACAUUGGAAUCUCCACAUCAAAAGCUGACAUUUCUUCUACAGAUAUGAUUCAUCAUACAUUUUCAUAAGUAGCCUACAUUGGUAAGAUUGAUUUUACAGGUUACAUGCAACAAUGAAAGACUGAUAUAGAGGGCCAUGAUAUUUUUCAAAGAAACAUGUUAUACUAGAUAAUUUUUUAAAGGUGAUGUUUAUCGUUAAUAUAAAGAAUCCUUUUAAAAAUAAUUUAAUUAUUUACAUUUCUCCUGUUUUGAUUCGGUUUUCUUAUACAUUUUUCUACCCUGUAAGUUUUCUAUAGGUUGUCAUGAGAGAUAUAAUUUAGGAGUAAUUUAGGACUAGUAUAGGAGUCCAGUGACUGGAAUUGUAUGCAAUGAGCUAUCAGUGUGCAUUUAAAAAAAAUAUGUCUGUUAGACAAUUGCUUUGUCUAUAAAAAGGGACUGCAUUCUAGCAUGAAUAAUACUGAUCUGGAAGUCAGAAGAGUUGGUUUCUAUUCCAAACUUGAGUAAGAAUUUGGUAUGGCUGAGAAAGUUGGUUUUCCUCUUAGUUUUUGGACAUUUAGAACAGUGGCUCUCAGCAGAAGUCAGUUUUGCUCCCCAGGGGACAUUUAUCAAUGUCUAGGGACAUUUUGGUUGUCACAGCUUGGAGAGGCUGGGUAGGGUUGUUAUUGGCAUCUAGGCUGUGGAGGAUAGGGACGUUACUAAAUAUCCCACAGUUCACGGAUGGUCCUCCAAAACAAAGAUUUAUUGGGUCCAAAAUACCAAGUAGUGUCAAAGUUCGGAAACCUGAUGGAGGAGUGGUAAAUGUUGCUCUUUUUUACCCAAAGGAAUAUUUUGAAAAGAUGGGGCACAAUAAGGAAUACAUGAUACAGUCGAAGUAUUUCAGAUAGCAGAUGUUCAAGUAUUUUUCCUAAUUUUACCCAUUCUAGAAAAAAGGGGAAAGUCCACUGAAUCGACCCGUAAAAUAAGGACUAGCAUACAAAUAAUUUGACUCUCAGAAAGUACAGAUUUCACAUUAAUUAUCUUUCAUACCUGCUCCUCUGCACUGAUGAGGGCAUACUGUGAUUAUACCUUAUGAACCAGUGCAUAGCCUUUACAAGUAGUCCAAGCUUACUUGGCGUGACAGAAGUUUGUAGUGGAUACGUGGUUGGUCUUCGGAUUUUUUCUAACCUUAAACAUGCUGGGUCUAGCUAGAAUACACAUUCCUUUUUCCUUGACUAAACUCUUGCAUGCUUCCUACAAAGUACCCACCAAGUAGUAUCUCUUGGAUUAUCAGACCUAAUUUUGUAUAUAUAUGUUUUAGGGGAAAAAAAAUUUAAAGUAAAAUUUUUCACUAAAUAGUUAAAUAAUCAGAAUUAUGACAAUAAAACAGAAUUGUUGUGGGAACUGUGAGAGCCUUAUAGUCCUGGACAUUAAAAAAAAAAUUUUUUUUUAAUCUUUGCCACACGAUGGAAAUGUUUUAAAAUAGAAGGAACAUACACAGAUACUUGGCAGAAGUUCAAUAAGUGGGGAAGAGUCCAUGGGUUUCAGUCAUUGUCACUGCUCUUUUCAAAAAGAUUGUGUUGAGCUAGUAGAGGACUAAAGAUGUCAUUAAAGACAUCACAGAUAUUUAUCUUUUGGCUUUGUGUACAUUAGAGAAUGUUGAUUAUUUUUAUACAAAAAUACAGCGGGUAAUUUUUUUAAUCUUUAGAUGCCUCUUGUUUGAAUGUAUGCUUUGUGGGAUUCUUUUGUGUAGUAAUGUUUUAAAGAAAAGAUGUUUACUGAUAGUUACAUGUAGGAUUAGAAGGUGUAAUAUAGCGUAAGGCUCAUGUUCCAGACCUACAAUAGCUGUAGUCUACGUCACAUAUUUCUUUAUAUCACAUUUUUAACUGGAUUAAAGUUUCAAGGAAAGGUAGGUACUCUAUAAUUAGUUUUCAUUUGUUAGCAGUUAAUCGUUAUGACAGAGUUGUCAUAUGCUUGACUUUCCCCCAUCAUCUUCCAGUUUCAGAACACAAGUAUAGGCUGAGCAUUAGUGGGAGAUGGUCCACUGUAGGGGGGUGUGGAGGGCACAAAGGAAAAUCUCCCCUUGAAAGUAAAACUUUUUCAUAGAUAAUCCACAAGCAAUUGAUUAUUUGGGGAUAGACUCCCCUAGCAAUAAUGAGUAUCUCCCAUUACUAUAUUAUCUAUAGCCUUUAAGGUAUUUACUUUGAAGUAUGUAUAAGUUCUCCUUUUAUUUACUCCCUUUUCUUGUAUCAGUCAUUAGAUACUAACUGAAAGCCCCUGUACCUAGCACUGUGUUAAAUAUCCAAGAAAGCUUAAAGGAGGGGGGAUUUCCAUUUGAUGAGAGCACCUUAUAAUCUUAAAUCUUGUAAAUCUCAAAAGUAGUCCAGAUCUUCUCUUGUCCUCACUCAAAACAUACCUAGAAAAUAUACUUAGUUUUUCAAGUGAGCUAUUUUAUUUAGAAAUGGCUCAUUUGCUCAACUGGUAGUUUUCCCUGUUGAUGCAUCUGUUUCUUUCUAGACACUUUAAAAUCAGAGCUUCAGUUAUAUAUGAUGGGUAUGGAUGAUAACACUGGGCAUGCACCUCUCUCCUAAGUUCUAAGCACAGUUCUGGUAUGAAUUAGGUGGGGAGAGUGUUCUUUUUCCUUCGUGCUACUAAUUGUUUUAGGAUUUUCACUGAGGAGAAAGAAUGACAAAAAGGGGACAUGGGAAGUUCUUCCUAUUUUUGCUACCUAAGUUUGCAUUUUCUGACUUGUUUAAACUGAUGCACUCUUUUCCCAUUGAGGGAAAUAAAACCUCCACAUUUCGAUUUUUAUUUGCUUUAAGCCUUGGGUUCCUAAAAAAAUAAACACACUGAGAAAGCUGGUUUGUAAACGUUUUUACAUGACACGAAUUUUCAUCAAGCCUGGUGUAGGCAUGUGUCUGACAAGCCAUGCAGCUUGGAUGUAAUCACUAUUGAUUAAGGCAGAGUGCUGUCCGUAAACCUGUCUCUUUUUAAGUGGCAUGUAACUGUUUCCAGGAUGAUACUUUUAAUUUGCUGUGAUAUCACUAAACAGAUGUUUUUCUUAGUCUUAGCUUAAGGGUUGUUUGUGGAGAAGACAUUAGCGAAGAAGCUUGAGCAUGGGAGAGAGGCGGACAAGAGAUCUGCCACUUUGUUUAUCCCACUUCGACACUGAACAGAUUUCUGCACUUUUGAAUAUUCAUGAUUUACCUAGUUUUAAAUAGAAAGGAUUUUUUUAGAUAGCCCAUUGUUUGUUUUUGUUUCCUAAUGUGUUUAAACACUUACUUAGAACUGUAUGAAGUAAGUACUGUUGUGCCCAUGCCUUUGAAUAAUUUUCGACCUAGCUAAUCCUCAUAUAGCUAGUGUGAAAUUCUUGUCCGACAUAUACUCAGUUACCAGUCUGAGACUGAAAUCUGUCCCAGUGUCCCAUAUCACAGACUUGUUCAGUUAAAUGUUACAAAGUCCUGUUAUUUACAUUCUCAGUGUUCUGGUACCAUCGCAGCCUAAGUGUGAUAGGGUUGUGUUUACAUGUUUACAUGUGUGUAUACCAUUUUGGAAAGAAUAAACUAUGAUCGAUGGAUGUGAGUGAUGCUAUCCUCACAGCCAUACUGAGUAGCUGAAAUCCCGGUUGGACACACUGUUAAGACGUUGUAAAGACAUUUUAAUCUAGAAACCUGUGCUUCUAUCUUGUGGUUUGAAGAUCCUCAUCCUUGAUGACUGGUAGGAAUGCAUGCUGCCUGGGUGCGGUGGGCCUGAGCCUGAGUGGACAGCCUCAGAGGUGUGGGAAAACUUCUUAGACACCUUCAUCUGAAAGUCCUUAGAGAGGGUUUGGUAGUAGGGUUAAUAUUAGGAAGGCAGUUGGGGCAGGAGUUUUUAAUAUCUAACAGUCAUGUUUCAGUGAAACCUUUGGGCAGUGUUCAAUCUGUUUCCUGUGCACCAUGGGGGAAGGAGAGGGAAGUGGAGGAAGAGACAAAAGGAGGAAAAGCAUCCCAAACCCAAGGGGAUAGCACAGUUAACGGAGUGAGGUUGUGUAGUGUCGCUAUGGCCUUCAGUGGUUCAAAAUAAUACAUUGCAAUGGUUGAAUCGCAGUUACAGCAGUAAGAUUCAUCUGUAAUCAUUCUCGUUCCUUCCUUCUCCAUCAAGUGAUCCUGCCCUUAGGAGGACUUCCUGUCCCUAAAAGAACUGUUAAUAAAUAGUUCCAGUGAUACAUAAGUUAGUGAAUUUUGACUUUAAAGGUGACAGCUAUUGUACUUAGAGAAUAUCUGUCAAACUCAAAGGUUAAUUUAUAAUUGAGUUACUGGAAUUGUAGAGGAGAGUAUCCAUUUUCAGAUACCACAGUUGAAUCAACCUUGCAGAUUGUUACAAAGGCAUUUUAAGAUAGUAUUUUAUUUGUUAGGUUGUAUCCAGGAAUUGGGUGACUAAAGAGCAAUAGGUUUUUCUUUAUUAGUAUGGAUUUCAAUGGAAGCCUACCUCUGUUUCUUUAAUGCACAGUAGUGUGGAUUAUGAAAUGAACUGUUCAAUUCACAUUCAUCAAUAUUGGUAUUUUAUGAAUCUAUUUGAGAGCAUUUGGUUUCCUCUUAAAGAUUGUGAUUCAGUUUAGAUAAGCACAAAUACAGUAUUAGAAAAAUAAAUAUGCAGUCUUACUAAAGUUUAAUUUAAAGCUACUAUAAGCUGUACAUCUUUAAAAAAGUUCUUUGGGAAGAUAUUCCUUUUUUGUUAGUUCAUAAUAUGUACCAUAUUAUGAUACAUAAUUCCUUCAUAGCAGCAAUACAAGCCAUUUCUUCAAUUAAAAAAAAAAUGUUGACAAUAUCUUCUUUGGAAAAAGUUUCCUUAAUUUUUAAGAAUUUAAAGUUUUACAUUUAUUUUUAGAGCUUAUUUAAUCUAUUUUAAAGUAAUACUAUGAGAAAGCUUUUUUUGAACAUUAUAAAGCACUAAUAUAAAUUAGCAUCAUUUUCCAGAGCAGUGUUUGGCUUUUUCUGAACUUUCACUUGAGCUUGCAGACUUAAAGGGAGUGGUCUCCCUCCUCCUCAGAUCUGAGGCCCAGCUUCUCUAAUGAAGACCCCGUUCUACUCGAACCCAUGAACACACACCUUGUAAGUGCCAUGUUUAUGGGACCGUUUAGGAUAGGUUUUUCUGUGAAUUGUUCAUUUUUUCUUUAUCUAUAGCUUGUGAACAUUUAAUUUUAAAGAUGACAGUUGUCAUCUCAGAUGUUGGAGAAGAGGGUGCAUUAGAGAAGUAUUUGUUCUCACUGCUUCUGAAAAGUAGAAUUGCUCUCCGUGAUAUUGAUGGCAUCAGUAUGAAUCCAUAGAAAGAAAACCUGUACAAAGGUUUUAAAAUGUAUUGUUGAAAAGAAGUCUAGUGAUGAAUUUUAAGUCAGAAAAACGAACUUAAUAUAAAUUUAAAGUACUGUUAUGCUAACAUGGCAUAGUUUUAAAUAUAAGAGUAAUAUAGUAAGUCCUUUUAGACCACCUAUUUAAAUUGACUCCAGUAAUCUUCUUAAGGAUUGAUAGUAGCCAGCAUUUAUUGGCUUAAAAGUUAUGCUUUAGGGAACAUUAUCAGUGUUAAAUCCAUGUUUUGUGGAGCUUUUUUGAACAGCUUUUUGUGGAGGUGAGGAAGUUGGUGUGUGUGAGGUAGUGGUGGGGCUGAUAGUGUAAUGAACAUUAACCAGCUUGAGAAAGAAGGAACUGGGUGUAGUCUUGGCCUCAGGCAAACCAGAAGUGUCCAUUGUUUAAAAUCUUUGUUUAGAAUAUGUGGUUAAAGUCUUAAUUCUUUUUGUUUUAGAUAGUACUAAAUAGUCUACUUCAGUACUCAAUAAUAGAUGAACAUAAUCAUUAAAUUAACAAGAUGAAUGAAGAUAAAAUGCUGGUUGGGGGCUGGGAGUUUUACUUGCAGUUGGUGACUUAGCGUGUGUGACACCUUCAGCCCUUCCUUAGCCUUUAAUCUGUUCCGUCUCCUGAAUACACAUUAUGGAGCCUCUACUACUCAAAAGGCUGAUUCUGGUUUAAAUCCUCUUUAAGGCACCUUCCGGCUCUAAAACUAUGAUUCUAGGCCACAUAAGGGGGUAUUUUUCAAGUUGUUUCUACUUAAUUCUUUUUCCCUUUUUAUUGGUUCAUUUCAUACUAAGAGCUUUUGCUAAAAGAUACUUGUUAAGUGUCCAUUUCCUGGGUCACUGGCAGUCUUUGUUCUCUUACAGAUUAAAGCAGAGAAGAAAAAUUGUCCAGACAAGCAAAUGAGGGCAUUUUUCUAAAUGCUUCCUACUAGUUCACCCUGAACAUAUGAACACAUAUGCACACUGUCACUCAUGCAUUCAUCCAUUCAUUUAGCAAACCGUGUGAACACUUACUGUGUGCGCUGUGUGGUAUACAUGACUUAAGGAACUGGUAAUGAGUACACAGAAUCUUCCCAAACAAAAUUCUAAUUGUGGCUUUAAACAAACAUGGACAUUAUUAUUAUUAUUACUUGCUGUACUGAAUGUGAAGCUGGAACUGGGGGAAAUUUUUAUCCACUGGGUUAAAGCAUUAAGCUAGAUCUAAAGGGUCUGAGUGAAUCACAGCACUAUUCCUAAAACACAUUUCACAUACCGAUCACAGUCAAUUAUACACCUGAUUAGGUUAUAAAAUCAAGGGUACCUGAUAGGGAUUUACAUUUUGAGACUGUUGUGACAGCCCAUUAUUUCUCAAAAUUAUUUUGACACUUGAAUCUAUUCCAGAGGUGUUGCUAUACAGGGUGUGUGACAGAACAAUACAAAGAAAGAAGCUGGUGCUGGUUUACUAUAUAUUUGUAACUACAAAAGCUUUACACCCAGUAUUGACAGUGGAAUAACUUUCUCAAACUGAAAAGUCUCAAGGGGGAUUGCUAAACAUUUUUGUUUUUUAUUGUCUUUUUUUGAUAAAGAAAGAAAUUACACAAAUUUACUGUUAUUACAAAUAUCUACUUUUUAAAAAGCACACAUGUAUUACAUAGUAAAUGGGUUUCCUUUAAGAUGCAGUACUGGUCAACAAAAAACCAUUUGAUGCUUGAACUGACAGCUGUUUGGGGAAUACUGAAUGGCAUUGAGUAACUGGGUAAAGUUUCCUUACCACUUGGGGGUUCUGUGAAAUGAUGUUCUAAUUCCUGUUGAUCCAGUGAUACAGAUUAACAUCAUCCUAGCAUUCUCCAUAAAGAUACCAAAUGAAAAUAAUUUUUUCCACCCCUCAAAAUAAAAAUAUCGGCUAUUAAAAAAGAUCUUUUGUGCAUCAUAGUUGCAGCUUUUAAAGCAGGAAAGUGUCCCAGUACAUGUUAGAUUAGAAUCUAAAACGGACUGAAAAUAGAACACUGACAUCCAAGUAACCAGAUAGUCUGGGUUUAAAAUUUGCCAUAGUCUUGGUUAAAAUUUACUUUUAAAAUGUUUUAAUUUACCGAAGUUUUCAAGUAUUUUAUGCUGUUAAAAUAUCUAUUGUAUACUUCUUGUAUAUGCAUUAUGCAUUUUUAAAUUUUAAAAAGCUAAUGGAAUGUGCAAAGAUAGUAUAAUUUUAGAUUUCUGAUUGCUAGUAUACUAAAUUAGAUUCCCAGUCACCUCAUUCAGAAGUUUGAUCUUGUUUUUCCCAUAGGAAAAAAAAAAGUCAAAAUGAGUUCUAAAAACUAUCCUCAGAGUGAGGAGUAAGCUGUGGUAAAAGGCUGGAGUUGUAGACACAGUGUGCAAAGGCGUACUGAUGGGAGAGGCGAGGGUGGGCAUUUCAGGCCUCUAUUAAAUCACUGCUUUUGUCUUCUUGUUAAAAAAAAAAAAAAGUUACUUUGUUGACUUAACAAAGGCAAAUUGUUGUAAUUUUUUUUUUUGAUGCUUCAAGCACAUGUUAACUGAUUUUUAAAUUCCUUUUGGUUCCUCCCAUUGUUCUAAAAUAGGAGUUUCAUAUUACUAAAACCUCCAAGGUUCAUCUACCCAGGUUGAACAAAGCAUCACCAAGGGGAAAGGAAACCUUUUUUUACUUUUCCAGAAAACAGAUGUUAAGAUUAUAUAUAGAUGUAUUCUUUGCAUUGGAUAUUGUAUUAGCGCCCUCCUUGCAGGGAAUGAAAUCGUUUUAGCACUCUUAGCACUAGCGCUCCUAGAUUGGUGUCUGUAGCUACAGUUUUAAAAUGUAUAACCUGAAAAUGAAGUUAAUUUUGCAUUAUAAGAGCACAACAUGAUCUAUGUAAAAAGACUGUCCAUUUGGUGUAUUUUUUUAAAAGAGAAAGCACUUUCAUAUUAACAAGUAGCAUGUGUAUGAAUUUUAGAUUUUCAUAUUUGUUGUGUCUGUAUUCAGUGAAGUAAAAUUGAGCAUUCAGAUGUUUGUUGAUGGCAACAUUAACUGUUCAAUUAAAGCACCUUAUACUCUGCUGCUUAACCUUGCUUGUAAUUGCACCUUUGUUACCUGCACAUUUUCACACAGAAUAUUGUUGUUAACAUUGCUUCAUGUGGGUCUGGAUGGAAGGUUAGUGGGCCUACAGGAUCAUUUAUUUAUAUUGUUUAUAUUACAAUAAUAUAUUGUAGACCAGUUGUAAGUUCAUUUCUUUACAAAUAAAAGCCUCUUCCAUUUG
Molecule: messenger RNA, 11647 nt
Organism: Neogale vison (American mink)
Lineage: Eukaryota; Metazoa; Chordata; Mammalia; Carnivora; Mustelidae
Gene: PHC3
Product: polyhomeotic homolog 3
Exons: 15
Coding region: 3-3011 (1002 amino acids)
Cellular component (GO): nucleus; PRC1 complex
Molecular function (GO): protein binding; zinc ion binding
Source: RefSeq, a predicted model, not a curated record